Elaeis guineensis (African oil palm) is the source of this 3181-nucleotide messenger RNA. Lineage: Eukaryota; Viridiplantae; Streptophyta; Magnoliopsida; Arecales; Arecaceae. The record is from RefSeq and is a predicted model, not a curated record.
CAGCUUGUCCUUUCCGGAAGACCCUCUCCUGGAUUUCAAAAACAGGAGAACCGUAAGAACAGGUUGUACCAGAAGAGAAAAAUAGUAAGAUUUUGCUGCCGUUCGACCCUUCCGCUCCCAAUCGAUUCUUUCGUAGACCCACGGCAUCUUCUGUCCUCCCUGCUAUUCCACUCUUAGAUCUGUGUCUUUCUAAGCUAGAGUAAUGGUGAAUGCUCGUUUGAUUGGGAUCAGUACAAGGCAUCUAUAAAACCUAUACUGGAGAAUUUUGAGAAGAGCAUCAUAGAAGUUGAUGGAUUGCCUACAGAAAAGAGGAUGAGAAGCUGGGUGACAUAAUUAUUUAUCCUUGGUCCCAGAAGAAUGUGCCCUGGUCAUGUAUAUAAUGCAUCUACGAAGCCUGCUGAUGAAUUUCAAGAAGAGCGUCAUGGAUGUUGAUGGAAUUCCUAUAAAACAGAGGAUGAGAAGCUGGAUGAUGUAAUUGUUCCUCCUUGGUCGCAGAAAAAAAAACAUGAAUGGAUAUUCAUUUAAAAAUUUAAAGUGGUCACCACUUCCACUAAGGGUGACUCUUGUCCUCUUUGUUACAAUAUUUGGUGUAUAUAUCUGCUAUAUCUGUAUGAAGCAGAUAACCGUAGAAAGAACGACACUAUUUGCAACUGAAAAGGCAGAAAGUCAUUGUGAAAUUCAUGACUUUUCACCUGAGGAGAUCCUUUUUGUGCAUUUUCCACAACCAAAAACUUAUAGCAGGGGAGAAUGCUUUUGCACUCCUGUCCGGUUCUUUGUUAUUUUAUCUAUGCAAAGAUCUGGGAGUGGAUGGUUUGAAACUUUGCUAAAUAGCCAUCCCAACAUCAGUUCAAAUGGGGAGAUCUUUUCUGUCAGGCAAAGAAGAGAUAAUGUCUCCUCUAUCUUGAGGACAUUAGAUACUGUUUAUGCCUUAGACUGGUUUAGUAGUGCGGCAAAAAAUGAAUGUGUGGCUGCAGUUGGAUUUAAAUGGAUGCUGAAUCAGGGAUUUCUCCAACAUCCCAAAGAAAUACUUGACUACUUCAAUUUAAAGGGUGUUUCUGUGAUAUUUCUCUUCCGGAGGAAUCUCCUGCGUAGGCUCAUCUCUGUGCUAGCUAAUGAUUAUGACAGACUUGCAAAGCAGUUAAAUGGAACUCACAAGUCACAUGUCCAUUCAAAGGAAGAGGCUGAGAUACUUGCACGAUAUAAACCCACAAUCAAUACUGCAGUAUUGUUAUCCAACCUUGGCCAUGUUGAGAAGACCGUCACAGAUUGCUUGCAGCUUUUCAGCAGUACAAGACACAUAAUAUUAUAUUACGAGGAUAUCAUCAACAACCAUAAUGCUUUAUCUCACGUACAAGAAUUUCUAGGAGUACCUAAGAGGAAGUUAGUAAGUCGUCAAGUUAAAAUUCACACUAGACCUCCAUCAGAACAAGUCAUGAACUGGGAGAAUGUGUUCAAAAUGCUUAAUGGAACGAAGAGACUUGCCUUUGCUUCUUGUUUGCCAACUUCUACAGUUAGCAACUGUCACUUUCAUCUGUGUACUGGGAUAUGCAAAGGAACCUUAGGGCUAGCAGUUAAACUCCAAAAUGUUACCCAUGUAUUUUGGGGUCCUUAGCAAGUGGUGACAUUAUUACUGGAAGAUGAUUCGUUAUGGUAUGAUACAAUGAUCCUGAGGUUAAGUGCAAUGAGAUAGUUUAGCUUUCUUGCUGUCAAAUUUCCAGGGGUAAGUUUUGCAAUAUUAGAUAGAAAAAUAGUUAAUAUAAUCAGUAGAGGACUCUUCAUUUCUGAGUAGCCUCAAAAGUAAUAGCGUCUUGGUUGUCUCCUUCAGAAAGUAAGAGCAGUUGUUUCUCAGAAACCUCAAAGGCUUCAGUAUUUUAACAUGAAGGCAGUGGAAAUGUGCAAGAUCCACUGCUGCUAGAUGGGCAUUUGUUGUUGGUUCAUGAGAAAAGGAGAAAGGAGGUUAUGAGAAUGACUGCAGCUACAUGAUGAUUGGUAUUCUUUAGAAGCCAGAGUCAUGCUUUCUUGAUUGAUUCCUCCCCUUUUUUUUUCGAGUGGAGGGAAAGAAACAUCAAGGCAUCUACUUUAAAAUAUUCAUUGAGAUCAAAUGGUUGUGCAUUCUCAGAUUGCUGGACUUGUUGGUGUGAUUGGGGCAACACUUUGAACGGAUGGAGGACUUGUGAGUAGGUUGCGUCAAGCUGCGGGUAUGUUAUGCAAAGCAUACCACACUGAUUAUUUUAAUUUAUUGUUCUAAACAUAAUUCAAUCAUGUAAAUCUCUGUAAUUGUUUUGUCUUAUAAUGACAGUUUUAUCUUUUGUCGAAUAUGCAUUAAAAAUGAUAUGUUAGAUGUUUUGGCCCUGCCUAAUAGUGGCAAGGCCCAGCUUAUAUUUUACUUGCUAAUAUAUUAGAAAUUUUUCUGGUAAUAGUUUAGCCAGCAAUGCCUGUUUGGAAAGGUAAAAGAACAACGUUUGGGCCACAACCAGAAAUACAAGCUCUCACCUACAUAACAUUACAGUCCUAAUCUUUUCUGUAAUGCUUCAUCACAUAUUCACCCAUGUGGUAUUAUAGUGGCAAAAUAGAAACCAUUUUUGUACCAUCAAUAACUCCUUUGAUAUGCAGUAGAAUUAGACUAAUAAAUAGAAUUUAGAUACAUGAAUUUAUAGAAACAAAAAGGAUAUUGUUGUGCAGAAUCCACCACCAACAGUUAUUAAUACCUCCUUGUGUUGCUCUUUGCCAGCAGGCCCUUCCAUUAAAAAAGGGAGAGCUUCCCAUAUUGAUCUAUCUAUUAGCUUAUUGUUCAUAGCUGAAACACCUUUAGUUUAUUUCAGCUGGUGUAGGCCUGUCCAGUGGAUGAAAGGGAGUAAUCCUAGGAUUUGGCUUAACUCUAUAGAGUAAAUUAGGUGUCAGAGGUGCAUGGAUUGGGAGUUUCUUAAUCACUGUCCAAGUACAUACUUUGGAAUAUUUGGAAUGCAUGUCAUUUAAAGACUAAUGGGCAUUAAACAAAAUGAUGUGGCCAUUUGAGCAUAAAUGUUACAGAGACGCAACAAACUGAAAACACAUUCUUCUGCAAUAUAAUAUUAUCUCUAAAGUUUUUAACUUUUCCAUAUUAAAGGUAGCAUCUUGUCGGAGCUGAUCAUUCACCACUGCGGGGUUAAUGUUUUUCUUAAACACAAAUGAUUGCUUUACA